GGACGAUUUGGCGAAAGCAGACGCACAAGUGGAUAGCAUCCUGCAUCGGCUGGAGCGGCAGUGGGGAGCAAAGCGCAGAACACGAAGCAAACAAGAAGCAAAGAAACACAGAAAUGCGCAAACAUUUGCGCAGCGCAACUUCUGUAUUUCUCCCGUUUGGAUCUCAGAAUGCCAUUCUGUACCUGGACCAACAUCCGGUCGCUUCAGCAUGCUUUCCAAGGUAUGUGGAGUUGGAUCCCAAAGCGAAAUUUGUGGUGAAGUCUCAACGGAAGGACUUGCCGCUGCUCGACUACUUGGGGACUUGGUCUUGGGACGAAGCCAAGUAUCCCAAGAGCCGUUCCAUUCCGGACAUGCUGUCGUACGCGAUGUCCACGGUGAACCACAUCGAUGAGGAAGCGCGGAAUAAGACCAUGCAGUUUAACGACUUCAAAACUCAAAUGAGCAACUUGGCCAAAAAGGACGCUGCUAAUCUGGCAGGAAGGGAUUUGAUUGAUGUGUUAACGCCGGACAAAGUGAAAGCAGAUGGCGGUCCAGAUGAUGAUUUCAUUUCGACUGAGCAUCUCACCACCAUUCCUGUGAUUGUCCCUCGCGGCGGAGAGGAGGAGUUUCUCAAGAUGUACGAAACAAUGCAAGAAAAUGUGGUGCCAAGAUCUGCAAGGCAGUUCAAAGGCAUUGACGACAAGGAUGGCAACAGCUUGUGGCGUGUGGUCAUGUUCCGCAGCGCCGUGGAGGGCUUUAAGAAGGUCUGCCGGGAAAAACGCUUCGCCGUGCGGGAGUUCGAAUACAACAAGGACGGUUACGUCAAGCUGGAGCAACAGCGAAAGAAUGUAGAAGAGUCCGUAAAGAGGCAACGCGAUUUGGUGCAUGGCCUCUACCAGGCCUCCUGGUCGGAUGUUUUCGUUGCAUGGAUGCACAUCAAGGCGAUGCGGGUCUUCGUGGAGAGCGUUUUGCGUUUUGGCAUGCCUCCCAGCUUUGCGUCUUUCAUCAUGAGCCCGAAGGGUGAUACCGCUUUGGCGCGCAAAGCUCUAGCCGACAUCUUGGGCAAGCAGGCCGGCGCCAUGAGCACGAGCAUGUCCGAGACGGCCGAUGGCGAUGACGAGUUCUUUCCGUACGUCUCGUUAUCUUUCAUGCCAUUUGCUGUCAAUCGCGAUGGGAAGUGAUUGUGUGACGGACCGCAUCGAGCGCAUCCGCAUUUGAUUUUGAGGAAUCGUGCAAUCCGGAUGCUUUGAGAACGCCAAAA
Molecule: messenger RNA, 1240 nt
Organism: Durusdinium trenchii
Lineage: Eukaryota; Dinophyceae; Suessiales; Symbiodiniaceae
Source: the annotation of a GenBank genome assembly